AAUUGAGUUCAAACUGGAUGUGAAAAGGUGAAGAUAACGAACAGUGAUCAAUCUCAUAACUUGUAUAAGGGAUACAAAAUAGAGUUUGGCAAACAUGGACCCUUGGAUGUACCAGAGGUGGGAUCAGGUGCCUAGGGGGAGUACGCAUCCCCUGUGUGAUCAGAUUGAAUACUUUUGUGAUGGUGUUAAUGGUGUAUUGUUCAUAUUUAUAUCUCACAACCGUAAACAUGUCAUAUUGCUAUCUCCAAAAUCCAACUUCUGUUUGUGCCACACAACUUUGAAAUUCAUGUAUAUACCAAUAAAGAAACGAAAUACAAUAUCAGUACGUUUAUUACAUAAAAUGUAAACAUUACUUGUAUGUAGAUAUUUAUUUUUGUUAGGAUUGUAAUAGCCAUGGAUUACUACGGAGUGACUAUGCAUAUUGGAAAUCUAGGAGGAGACUUUUACCUGAAUCAAUUCAUUCUAGCAAUUGUAGAGUUUCCUGCCAAAAUUUCUACCAUGGUUUUACUAAACAGAAUAGGACGUCAGAAGUUACACUUCUUGAUUAUGAUCAUAGGUGGCGCUGCGUUAUUGUGUACCAUAUUUCCUGUCCUUUAUGGCAAAGAAGAAUUGAGCAGUCUGACAUUAGUCCUGUCCAUCAUUGGUAAGAUGGGGUCUGCAGCGGCUUUUGGUGUCAUUUACAUAUACAUGGCAGAGUUAUAUGCUACUGUGCUCCGGAACGACGCCAUGGAACUAGUUCCUGUGUCGCUCGCUUUGGCGGUAUGGCUGCUCCAUAUAUAUGACUAUGUCAGCGGAAAGUUUGGUCAGGCGUUGCCGUUAGUAAUUUUUGGCGGUUCUUCGGUCAUGGCUGGGAUUCUAACUUUAUUCCUACCGGAAACUCUACACCGGAAGCUACCAGAAACAAUCCAAGAUGGAAUCGAAUUCGGAAAAAAGAAGCAUGACAUAUCCACAUUUGACGUCACACUGGAAACAUCUAAACCGUCCGGGGUAAAUAACUCGUCUUGUGAAGCGGCUGAAUUGUGACGAGGAAGACAAUAGUUAUUGUGCAUUAUAUUUGUCCACAGAUAAGUACAGUUUAUUGAUGUCACCAGGGUACACAUAAAUUAAACUAAUAGUAUAACAA
Molecule: messenger RNA, 1123 nt
Organism: Ostrea edulis (European flat oyster)
Lineage: Eukaryota; Metazoa; Mollusca; Bivalvia; Ostreida; Ostreidae
Product: solute carrier family 22 member 15-like
Exons: 5
Coding region: 394-1023 (209 amino acids)
Biological process (GO): transmembrane transport
Cellular component (GO): membrane
Molecular function (GO): transmembrane transporter activity
Source: RefSeq, a predicted model, not a curated record